Messenger RNA from Acipenser ruthenus (sterlet), 2808 nucleotides. Its product is annotated as 2-epi-5-epi-valiolone synthase-like. Bases 37 to 1293 code for a protein of 418 amino acids. Gene Ontology annotation, biological process: antibiotic biosynthetic process. Gene Ontology annotation, molecular function: 3-dehydroquinate synthase activity. Lineage: Eukaryota; Metazoa; Chordata; Actinopteri; Acipenseriformes; Acipenseridae. The transcript is spliced from 5 exons. The record is from RefSeq and is a predicted model, not a curated record.
ACAGCAGAGGGGUUUCGAGACAUUUCUUUCACAGAGAUGGCGAAUGAAGAAAUUUGCCUCUGGUUAACACGAGCUGGAGGGACGGACAGACGCUAUGAAUCUACUUCGGAGCAAGGGAAGUCCUGGACAAUUGUGAGCCCCAUCUACUUCAGGUAUAAAGUAGUAGAGUCCCAAAACCUUCUGGAACCUGGCAAUGACACGUUACUUACUGGUCACUUAAGAGAUCCUGGGCAACUGGAUGCCUUCCGCAGCAGCACAAAGCCCAUCAAACGCUUUGUUGUCAUUGACGAGACUGUUAACCAACUCUAUGGUCCUCAAGUAAACAGUUACUUUGAGGCCAGAAACGUUAAUUAUAAAAUCCUUCCUCUCCCUACCACAGAAGAGAACAAAUCCAUGGAGCUGGUGAUGAAAAUCCUGAAAGAGCUCCACAGCUUUCUCAUCAGCAGACACACAGAGCCCAUCAUUGCAAUCGGCGGAAGGGUGUGCUUGGACAUUGUGGGAUUUGCAGCCUCUCUGUAUAGGAGGCACACUCCCUACAUUCGGGUGCCGACAACACUGCUGUCUUACGUUGAUGCCAGCGUGGGGGCCAAAACUGGAGUGAACUUUUCUCAGUGCAAAAACAAGCUGGGAAGCUACAUCCCUCCUGUAGCCACUUUCCUAGACAGGUCGUUUAUCCAAACAGUGCCACGUCGUCAAAUCUCCAAUGGUCUGGCAGAGAUGUUAAAGAUGGCACUCAUGAAACACAAAGGUUUGUUUGAGUUGUUAGAGAGCCAUGGAAAAUUCCUGUUGGAUACCAAUUUCCAGUCCUGCAAUGGUUUGUUAGACCACGGGUGUGUUGCUUUAAUGACUUCAAGGAUUGCAAUAGAAACCAUGCUGGAAGAGCUAGCCCCAAAUCUCUGGGAAGAUGACCUGGACAGAUUGGUUGAUUUUGGCCAUUUGAUAAGCUCAGAAUUAGAGAUGAAAGUACUGCCAACAUUAAUGCACGGAGAAGCGGUCAAUAUUGACAUGGCAUACAUGACGUACGUGUCCAAUGACAGAGGCUUCUUGACCACUGCAGAGAGAAAUCGCAUUAUUCAGUGCAUGAAGAACUUGGAGCUUCCAGUCUGGCACCAUGAUUUCAGUCUAAACCUGGUGAAGAAAUCCCUCAAUGAACGCCUGAAGCAUUCUGAAGGACUCCAGAGAAUGCCCUUACCGACUGGUGUGGGAACCACAGAAAUUUUUAAUGACAUAGAUGAUGAAGUCUUAGAAAGAUCUUUUAAGAAAUGGUGCGAGGACCUGAGCACUGAAGAAUAAAAAGAUGUAUGUGUCACAAAAUGUUUUUGAUCUAAAUACCACCUUCCUAAAUACCAUUCUACAAUAAUCCUGGUUUCAUUUUCUAUAGAAUCUUGUGAUGGUUUUCCACAAAUGAUUUUUAAUCUCAUUACAUUGAAUAAAAGACUGUAGAAAAUCUGAUUUAUGAAUUUUAGGGCAGCAUUAUUGAGAUCCACCACUGUUUACUUUAUAUCAUUAAAAUAAUCCCCUUUGUACUUUAAUUAAUUUAUUAAAUCAAUCCUAAUGUCACCAAAUCAUGCAAUAUUAGUAUUAGGCUUCCGUUUGCAAUAAGUGUAAUUUAACGUAAAUUGGGUUUUAAACAGCAAACUUAAAUAUAUUAUUCUUAGGUUCAGUGUUUCUGGAAUUUGACAACUGCACACUUUUCUUUCUAAAUUAAUAUAUCAUUUCCUACUAAAUAAGUUUGCAGGUUUCCUAGGUCUGUUCCAAUUUUAGAGUCUUGAAUUUCUGUUUCCAGGUAUUUAACUUGCAAAUAGCACCACCUGGUGGCCAUAUAGUUUGGGGUUAUUUUAAAGGGAAAGUAAAAUACAGAAUUUCUGCAAUCCUAGACCUGCUGUUAUCCUAGACUUAUGCUACAUUUAUUAAAAAAAAGCCCAAACACUCACAAUCCAAAACAGCACUAGAGUGAUAUCCAUAUGCGAUACUGUGAUGGUUUUGAAUGCAUCCAUUGAUCACAAUGCAGUAAAGUCUACUAGUAACUAGAAUGCCCUUUUAUUAAUCUAGGUUUUAAGCUAGCUCCUGAAACAGGAGUCCCGCUGUGUUUUUAUCUCUGAUGUUUUUUACAUGCACCACAUGCAUAACCCUGUAGCAAUAUGCCCAGAAUGAAUUUAAUAGUGCAAGCAGGGAUUCAUUCAUUUAUUCUCACAGGAAGGAUAUUUAUAUAGUAUGCUACCUUGGGAAUCUUUUAUAUUAAUUUAAAAAGAAAAGGACUUGAAAUCUGCUCACCUAGAGCGUAGCAACGUGCAAGUCAUGCUGUAUUAAAUACUUCUCAGGGUUCAAUUAACUAGAAUAGCCUGCAUUAUGCAAAUCAUAUUAUGCAUUCUCAAGGGAAAUUUCCCAGUCCAUUCUUAAAAACUCACCACAAGAUGGCAGACUUUAUUGCUGCAGACUUUAUUGCUGCAGCCUUUAAAAAUGAAAAUAUUUAUUUAUAUAUUUUUGAAAUAUAUAUAUUCUCUUUUUCUGCAUUGUACCAUGACAACUCCAAUCAUCUGUUUGCCAAGAAACACUAAUAAUUGUAAUAUUCCGUUUUUUAUAUUUAUAAAAAGGUAUGAAAUGUUGUGCUAAUAAGCAAAGAUUAGUGCAACACUGCACCGCACAGCAGUAUAUACAACCAAAAAAACAUUGAAUGUUAAUCUGUGAAGAUUAUUUUACACUUCCAGUACAUAUAUACUGCAAUCAUUUCACCACCAUCUGCAAACAACACAGCUCUUCUAUUUAAACUAGUAUUGAUUACCCAUGUAGUCUUCUGAAACGGACAGC